This is a messenger RNA of Crotalus tigris (Tiger rattlesnake), 4408 nucleotides long. RefSeq names its product RUN and FYVE domain containing 3 (gene RUFY3). Gene Ontology annotation, biological process: regulation of axonogenesis. Lineage: Eukaryota; Metazoa; Chordata; Lepidosauria; Squamata; Viperidae. The transcript has 14 exons. Gene Ontology annotation, molecular function: metal ion binding. Gene Ontology annotation, cellular component: cytoplasm. The record is from RefSeq and is a predicted model, not a curated record. The coding region runs from base 1071 to 2534 and encodes 487 amino acids.
UAUGUUGUCAUCCUCUUUGCAAACACGCUGUGUUUGGAAUCGGUCCAUUACUCAGCUUGCAAAUAAUAUGUCUAUGCCAAGCAGGGGUAUUUAGCAGAAUCCCUUCUCAAUAUUUUUUUUCCCUGACUCUGGGGCUAAAUCUGUAUGAAACGGGUGCAUUAGGGGAUACAGUCUCCCCGUUCGGGAAAUGGACCUCUUUGCAAAAGAAUAAGCAUUUGCUAAAGAUGUUUUGAAACUGGCAAACAUCUGAGGUUGAUCAGAAGCAUGUUUGCAUCGCUUUGCGCCUGGAGAUGGAUUUGACUAGCCCUGGUUAAGCAGAGAUGAGAUGUCGAGGACUUUGGCUUGGCUCUUUCUCCUGCAUCAGCAGCAGCAGCAUCUAUAAAGCAUCUUGGGAAUUGCUUGCCGUACGGCGAGAGCAAACUGGUCACAUGAGUCUGAAUUUUCAUUUUAGUUCAUUAGUCAGCCAUUUUGGUCAACACCCUCUUUAACUGCGCACAAUCCAAUCCUAUUAUCCUUCCGAAUCUGGGUUGAUCGGAAGGGGGCAAGAGAGAGAGAGAGAGAGAGAGUGCAGCUGUAGACCUCAGUGGAUCCUGGAUACCUUUUUCUUUGUGGUUAUUGUUCUGUUGUUUUGCCAUAUUUUUUUUUUUUAAAAAAAGACAAGGCUUUUUCUAAGAGACCGCAAAGAGGGCUGAUUUUUUUCCCCCUCCUCUCCUGAUGCAGAGGCCGUGCGUGAAGGGGUUAUUCAGGAAUAAUAGCUCCUAGUCACAUCGGUUGUGCGUGUUGUGCAUGGGUGUGCAGCCUUGCAGAAGAAAAACGGAGAAAGGGGAAACAGCUGAGAAGGGGUCUCUUUCCCCUCCUUCCCCUCUGCCUCGCUUUCCUCAAAAGUAGUGCAUUGUCUGAUCUCCAGAAAAUCUUUCCCAAGCCGGCCAUCUAUUGGAUUUUUGAUUAUUAUUUUUGGGGGGGUUCUCUUCGAGGGGAAGAUUUCUUUUUUAUGGUUUUGUUUCAUUUUCGCUUGAUUUUAUUCUAUUUUUUCCCCACAUCGGCUUUAUUGUUGUAUCCGCUGAGUCAUCAUGUCUGCUCUGACGCCUCAAAGCGAUACGCCGACUCCCACCACAGACAAGAUCACCCAGGCUGCCAUGGAAACGAUCUAUCUGUGCAAAUUCCGGGUGUCUAUGGAUGGAGAAUGGCUCUGUUUGAGGGAGCUGGAUGACAUCUCUCUUACGCCUGACCCCGAACCGAGUCAAGAAGACUCUUGGGAGGAUUUGACAGAUUUGGUGGAGCAAUUGCGCGAUGAUGCAGAAGAUCCCAACUAUGUCAUGGCCAAUGAACGCAUGAAUCUGAUGAAUAUGGCGAAACUAAGCAUAAAGGGCUUGAUUGAAUCCGCUCUGAAUCUUGGGAGAACCUUAGACUCUGACUAUGCACCUCUCCAGCAGUUCUUUGUAGUUAUGGAGCACUGCCUUAAACAUGGCUUAAAAGCCAAGAAAACUUUUCUGGGCCAAAAUAAGUCAUUUUGGGGACCUCUGGAAUUGGUGGAGAAGUUUGUUCCUGAAGCUGGAGAAAUCACAGCAAGCGUUAAAGAUUUGCCUGGGCUAAAGACUCCCGUGGGAAGGGGCAGAGCCUGGCUGCGUCUGGCAUUAAUGCAGAAGAAACUUUCAGAGUACAUGAAAGCCUUGAUAAACAGAAGGGAAAUUCUCAGUGAAUUUUACGAACCAAAUGCCCUCAUGAUGGAGGAAGAAGGUGCUAUAAUCGCUGGACUUUUAGUGGGCCUCAAUGUCAUUGAUGCAAAUUUUUGCAUGAAAGGAGAAGACUUGGAUUCUCAGGUUGGCGUUAUUGAUUUUUCAAUGUAUUUGAAGGACGGCAGUAGCAGUAAGGGCAGUGAAGGUGAUGGUCAAAUUACUGCAAUUCUGGAUCAGAAAAAUUACGUAGAAGAACUCAAUAGACAUUUAAGUGCUACAGUCAACAACUUACAGACAAAGGUUGAUGCUUUGGAAAAAUCUAACACUAAACUAACUGAGGAGCUUGCCGUUGCAAACAACAGAAUUAUCACACUGCAAGAAGAAAUGGAGCGAGUCAAAGAGGAGAGUUCGUACAUUUUGGAAUCCAACCGAAAGGUCAAUAAGCAGGAUCGCACGUCAGACGGACAUGCCCUAACUGAAGCGAGGAAACAGUUAAAAGAGGAAACCCAGUUAAGACUGGAUGUGGAAAAAGAGCUGGAAAUGCAGAUUGGAAUGAGACAAGAGAUGGAGCUGGCCAUGAAGAUGCUGGAAAAGGAUGUUUGUGAGAAGCAGGAUGCGCUUGUGGUGCUCAGACAACAACUGGAUGAUCUCAGGGCCCUAAAACUUGAACUUUCUUUCAAGCUGCAGAGUUCAGACCUGGGAAUGAAGCAGAAAAGUGAAUUGAAUAGCCGCCUGGAGGAGAAGACCAGUCAAAUGGCUGCUACAAUUAAACUGCUGGAACAGAGUGAAAAGGAUUUGGUGAAACAGGCAAAAACCUUAAAUAGCGCAGCAAACAAAUUAAUUCAGAAGCCGCACUAGACAUUUUAAUUUUUGCAGCCGGUCACAUCGCAGCUCUGACAUCUCAGCUCUGUUACGAGCGAAGAGCAAAAAACAAAAAAAUUGAGAAUUUAGGUGUCAGAAUUACAUGUUGUCACUAAAGUCGACGUGGAAUUUGAUGGGGAUUUUUUUUUUUUUUAAAAAAAGGUUUUAUUCAGAAACAGAAAAAUUAACUUCUAGCUUCCCCUUUCCCUGGUGAACGCUUAAACUUUAUUAAAAUACGAGCAAUUUGAUCAGUGAGUACUCCAGAAAGAAGAUAGAAUUAAAAUCAGAUUUGUGGCUACGUACAUGCAAUUGUGUAUACCGCACAUUUUUUUUUUUAGCUUUUACAACAUAAUAUAGAAAAGCGUAGCAAUAUUUCUGCCUCACCCCAAAUGUUCAAAUUCAAAAGAAGAAGUUCUUGAUUUCCCUGUUGUGAAGUAGAUGGGGGGGGGGGGAAACAGAGGCAGAGAAGUUGGAAGCCUGUAGGAAACCACCAUUUUUGUAGGUGUGGUGGCUCCACUUGAUCAUAAGCAGGACAGACCCACAACAGGGUUAGAAGUUGCUUUUAGAAGCAUUUGGCCAUUAUUAACCAAAGGCUUGUCUGCACUGCACGCCUUUCUGCCUGAGCCUUGCUCAGGAUGUUUUGUAAAUUGAAAAUGAGUGUUGAGGGGCUGCAAAGCAUCCUCCGUAAGGGGAUAUUCCCGUUCCCCAGAUGCUGUGCUUAAAAUCGUCCCAAUUGAAGCUGGAUGAAAAUUCAGAGAACAGAGUCAACUCCAUCUGGACUCUCUCUUGCUUGCAUUUUUCUUCGGCUUGCAGUUGAGAACAAUCGCCUUGUCCCACUCUCUUUUCUGGGAAUUUUCUUUUAAGGCUAUCAGCCGAUCCAUCUGAAAUGACCAAAAUCCUUUGUUUGACGUAGCCGUGGUGGGUGGGUAUUAAUAAAUAUUCAGAAGACCCCCCCCCCCAGACAAUGCAAAUCACGCCAAUUUUCAUUGCUCAAAGCUGUAACCGGAAUUUUUUAGCAAUCCGAGGACAAGCUAAGCUAACAGGCCAGUGCAGGCCACUUUCACAACAGGGGGAAUAAUUCAUUCACCCCCUUUAGGUGACAUGGAUGCAAACUCUAGCUGUUAGCUAUUUUUUUAAUUGGUAAACCCUUCUUUCCCUUUGCAUUGACUUCUACCUCUGCCUUUUCUCCCUAAAAUAUAGUGAUUCUCAUUUCCUGGUGGACUUUUAUAAUAUAUGUGUCUUGCCUUCUUCCCUUGCUCUUUUAGAAAAGACUGAAUCAUUGUCCCUUUCAUAUAUAAAAAGGAUAAACAGAACUGGUAGUGUUUUACUGUGGAUCACUCUUCGACUUAAAAGCAGCUACAGUGAAAAAUAACCUGGCCAUUGUUCAAAGCUAUCUCUGGCCGCUAUUAACAUUCGAUUCGGAGUGAUCUUGAUCAAACAAGAGGUUUGCUAGGAGUCGUAGUGAAAGGGCAUCUAAGCCUUAGAAAGUCUACUAAAACGCCAUGUUGUAACUUAACAAUGUAUUUUUUUUUCUUUUCCUCAUUCUGAUGAAACCGGAGGGGGUUGUAAGAAAGUGUGGAGAAUUAAUCAACAUUUCUCAAACUAUCCACACUAUUUUUUCCCCCCUAACUUAAAUAGUUGUUCUUCAACCAAGUGCUCUCCAAAUGUAGGGGGAUACAUUUCCAGCAUUCCUAGGAAUCCUUUGGGCUGUAUUGAUUGAGAAUUCGGUGAAGCGUAAACCCUAGGACACGUCCCUAUUUAAUAGCCGCGUGCGAAAGAAAUAAAAGAUGUGUUCUUCUAAAUUCCCAUUAGGAUUGAAAUUGUUUCCUCCUGUAUAAAUCACCUUUGUUUGGUCCAGAAAAAUGGGGAAA